This is a messenger RNA of Alternaria atra, 657 nucleotides long. RefSeq lists its product as uncharacterized. The transcript has a single exon. The record is from RefSeq and is a predicted model, not a curated record. Bases 1 to 657 code for a protein of 218 amino acids. NCBI's taxonomy places the organism in Eukaryota, Fungi, Ascomycota, Dothideomycetes, Pleosporales, Pleosporaceae.
AUGUCAUCACUUGUCAGUAGCCCCAUCGAUGACAAGACCUAUUCUUCUGAGAGCGAGGAUUCCAAUGCGGACUUAUACGCGUCGGAUCUUCCCCUGUCGUUCGCCCGUCGACUCAUUACACUCGAUUUCAGAGCCGGAUUGGGCAGCACAAUGGCGCCCUCAGACAUCAUGGUUGAAGAAGCCCCUAACGUGGAUUCUACAAAUACGGAAAGCCGAGCAGAUCGUACCUCACCGAAGCCUCCAUAUAUCCCUUCCGUUGCGAGAAGAGCUUCCUGGAGUGCAAUCGAUGCCGCUAGUGCAGCAUGGUGGGCCAACAUACAAGAAGGUAUAGCCGCACAGGAGUUGCGUGCUUCGAAGCGCAUGUACCGUAGGGCUGCGAAAGUCCUGAGAAGAUCAGCAUCCGACAUGGAAGGAGAACGACUACCGUCGCGAUACAACGCUCAAGACUGGUGGUCGACAACUUCUCGAACGUCGUCGACGUGGACGUGGAGAUCCUCCGCAAUUCCCGCAAAAAGCUCCCCGCUAGCCCUGAAGAUUCAACUUUCACCAGAGCCGAUUUCCUCACCACCACAGACUAAGGACACAAUGCUCAAGGAUCCUAGUCGGCUACGUGUCGAAUUUGAAGACUGCCUACCAACACGGCCUCCAGGUACGUGA